This is a messenger RNA of Ostrea edulis (European flat oyster), 896 nucleotides long. RefSeq lists its product as uncharacterized. Gene Ontology annotation, molecular function: metalloendopeptidase inhibitor activity; protease binding. Gene Ontology annotation, biological process: negative regulation of membrane protein ectodomain proteolysis; negative regulation of endopeptidase activity. Bases 215 to 778 code for a protein of 187 amino acids. Gene Ontology annotation, cellular component: extracellular matrix. The record is from RefSeq and is a predicted model, not a curated record. The transcript is spliced from 7 exons. Lineage: Eukaryota; Metazoa; Mollusca; Bivalvia; Ostreida; Ostreidae.
AGGAAAAUGAAGAAUGUGGACCAACGCACGGAACAGAGGACUGGUAGUGUAAAAUGCUAAACAAUCCUUAGGUACCCCCUAUACUGAUCAAGUCAAGGAUAAAAAGGCUAGAAAGAUUUUCCCUACACGACAUAACAUUUGGAGAUCUGCACUGAAACUGUUGCUGGUGUGUAAAAGAUUCUGUUCACAGGGAAAUAUUGAUCAAUAAAUCGUUAUGAUAAAGCUUGUAUGUUUCGCUGGAUUUCUUGUUCUUGCCCACGAAGUACUGGUUGCUUAUGCCUGCUCCUGCGCACGGUCUAACACCUAUAACAAAUACUGCGAGUCCAAUGCAGUUCUUUUGGUUAACCCCAUUGAAUACAUCGACCAUGGAAACAAUUUCAGAAUGUCCUACACGGCAGAAGUUCUGAAAGUAUUCAAAUCAAAAGAACCUAUAACGGGAAACACUACGACGAUUAACACAGCAAAGUACGACAGUUUGUGUGGGAUGCAUCUCACACUAAAUCAGAAGACGGUGAUAUCAGCAUUCAAUGAGGGCCCCGACCUCUGGAUAGACUUGUGUAAUUCUAUAAAUAUGAAUUACAAUUCGGCUCUGGAGAACUUUGGAGAUGACUUCGACUGCAACUGUAGGUUACGAAUCGGAUAUCCUUUUGAUGGGCGCUACGACGAAAAAAAGUUGUGUCCGUGGAUUGCAUACCUAAGAUGCCGUGAUGGAAGGACGACAUGUGGCUUAGAUGACCAUGGACAGUGCCAGUGGCGAUGCGUAUCGGACUCGAGCUGAAUUGUCGAUGUGAAACAGAAUUACUGUUACUACAAGUUCCGAAGCUUCAUUCAUCAUGAAUUCUUGUUAUGCACGAGAUAACAGUUGUUUGUUUUUUCGAAAUAAAGAUCUAGAAGCA